AUGAAGACAACAAGAGCUGCUGCCCUUCUUGGGCUACUGUUUCUCGUGUGCUUUUCUGAUAUUGUUUCUGGUCAACGAUGGGCCUCCUGCGGCGUGUACCGGAUGUCGGAUGGGAACAAUCUUGCCUGUCCCAGGGACUUCCAGCCGGUCUGUGGCACCGAUAACGUGACGUACCCCAACGAGUGCUCGCUCUGCAGAGAAAUCUUUCGUAACAGAGUGAUUGACAAAAAGCAUGAUGGAAGAUGCAUAAAGGUUGAUUGCACUGGCUACAUGAGAACAACGGGUGGUCGGGAGUCUCUCUGCACCCGGCAUUACAACCCAUUCUGUGCCACUAACGGGGUUACCUACAGCAACAAGUGCAGCUUCUGCACGGCGGUGGCGAAUGGAGAGGACAUCGACCUGUUCAUGCCUGGAAAAUGCCCCAAGAUUGACUGCAGUGGAUUCAAGAGCACCGAUGUCUACUGCACUGCUGAGUACAUGCCCCUCUGCGGCUCUGACGGCAGAACGUAUGGAAACAAAUGCCACUUCUGUAUCGCAGUUCUGAAGAGCCGGGGAUCCCUGACCCUCAAGCACCAUGGUAAAUGCUGA
This is a messenger RNA of Cygnus atratus (black swan), 588 nucleotides long. Its product is annotated as double-headed protease inhibitor, submandibular gland-like. Bases 1 to 588 code for a protein of 195 amino acids. The transcript has 8 exons. Gene Ontology annotation, molecular function: protein binding; serine-type endopeptidase inhibitor activity. The record is from RefSeq and is a predicted model, not a curated record. NCBI's taxonomy places the organism in Eukaryota, Metazoa, Chordata, Aves, Anseriformes, Anatidae.